Amaranthus tricolor (Joseph's coat) is the source of this 1406-nucleotide messenger RNA. RefSeq names its product cysteine proteinase COT44-like. Gene Ontology annotation, molecular function: cysteine-type endopeptidase activity. NCBI's taxonomy places the organism in Eukaryota, Viridiplantae, Streptophyta, Magnoliopsida, Caryophyllales, Amaranthaceae. The transcript has 4 exons. The record is from RefSeq and is a predicted model, not a curated record. The coding region runs from base 105 to 1187 and encodes 360 amino acids. Gene Ontology annotation, cellular component: lysosome.
CCCUUAUCGUUACACCUUCCCUUCAAACCUUAUCUUCACGUUCCUAAAAUCCUUUUCUUAACCAACAAUUAAACUUGCCCCUUCUACCACCAUCAAAUUUAACCAUGAAAUUUUCUUCAUUACUCAAUAUUCUUUUUUCUUUUCUUUUUCUUGCAAUCCCGACCUCCGCUUUGGCCCCACGAACCAAUGCGGAGGUCAUGGGCAUAUACCAGAAGUGGUUAGCCCACCAUGGCAAGGCCCGAAACGCCUUGCCAGAUCAAAAGAGGUUUGAGAUUUUUAAAGAUAAUUUGAGGUUCAUUGAUGAACAUAACUCUGUGGACCGCCCAUAUAAACUUGGGCUUAAUAAGUUUGCUGAUUUGAGUAAUGAAGAAUAUAAAGAGAAGUUCCUGGGAACUCGGGCCAGCCCGUAUAAAAGCCCGGUUGACAGGAAGGUUAACAACCGUUACUGGCCUCGACCCGGUGAUCGGUUACCAAAGGCUGUUGAUUGGCGUAAGGUUGGUGCUGUUAACCACGUCAAAGAUCAAGGCCAAUGUGGUAGUUGUUGGGCAUUCUCAACGGUAGCAACCAUAGAAGCCAUCAACCAAAUUGUGACGGGCAAUUUGACCUCUUUGUCGGAGCAAGAGCUCGUUGACUGUGACCGAGCUGUUGAUCAAGGCUGCAAUGGUGGUCUCAUGGACAACGCCUUUCAAUUUAUCCUCGAGAAUGGUGGGCUCGACACUGAAGAGGAUUACCCUUACAAAGGUGUUGAUGGACAGUGUGACCUUAACAGGAAGAACAAAAAAGUCGUAACCAUUGAUGGAUAUGAAGAUGUGCUGCCAUAUAGCGAGAGAGCUUUGAAGAAAGCAGUUGCUCACCAGCCUGUUAGUGUUGCUAUUGAGGCUGGUGGUCGAGCUCUUCAGCUCUACCAAUCGGGUGUAUUCACUGGUCACUGUGGAACAAAGGUAGACCAUGCUGUGGUUGUAGUAGGAUACGGCACCGAGAAUGGAACCGACUAUUGGAUCGUCAGGAACUCGUGGGGCAACGGAUGGGGAGAAGAAGGAUACAUAAGGAUGCACCGGAACAUCCAUCGUCUGACCGGCAAAUGUGGUAUAGUAAUGCAGCCAUCUUACCCUGUUAAAUAUUCCCAGAACCCCAUCAAGCCUUUCCGUGCUCCUCAAACUGAUCAAGCCAAAGUAAGCAGUAUAUGAAGCAAGCCAAAUUAGUAUUGGUUUUAGUAUUUAUAGGCAGUCUAAAUUGUUCUGCCUCAUUUGUACAUAGCUAAAUUGUAUUCUGCUGAUUAACAAGCAGAGGAAUGUUGCAAGUUUCAGAAGUUCAACUUUCGGUUUAAUGUGAUUUUAGUUUAUUGUAAGUUGUAAUGUAGCAGCCGAUUUCAAUCUUUUGAAAUUAAUGACAUUAUUGUUGUUGUA